GGCUUCUACUGAUCUAUCCUAGUGAAGAUCCUACUGAGAAUCAGUCUUGUCUACUUUUUCCAAGACUUGUUGUGUGCUGCAACUUGCUGACAGUAACCAAUAGGAAUUGGGCAAAAUCUCUGUGAGGGAGAGAUGCCUUUUCUUUCUGGGAAAGCGCAUUUACAAAAAGCAAGGAAGACAGUGGAUUAUCAAGUAAGCAUAACCCAAGUCCACAGUUCACCAGUCAACUCAACACAGCCAUCCACUGAGGCCUCUUGUUCCAUUGGUGUGUUAUGUACCGCAUACUGGGUGCCCUUCUCCUCCCUACCUUCUCCCUUUCUUCUCCCUUUCCAUCCCCCAUACUUGCCUUUCAAUUUCCCUAUCUUCUCAUUCCCUUCUUCAUGGCUCAAAUUUCACCAUCUCCCACACUCAGUCCCACCAUGAGCACCCCUCCAUGUCAAGAUCAAUCCCAGGAACCAACCAUGGAUUUCAAUGUAAUGGUCAUUGUUGCUGCAAUGACAUGUGCCUUGGUUUGUGCUUUGGGCCUCAAUUCCAUGUUACAAUGUGUAUUUCAGUGCACAAGACGAGCAGUAACUGAACCAGCAGAGUGGAUAUCUUCUCGUAGACGGAACUCUGGCUUAAAGAAGAAAGAAAUGGUAGCUUUGCCAACUUCAACUUAUGCCCAUCAAGGUUCACCAUCAUCAGCUUCAGGUUGUGCCAUUUGCCUAGCAGACUUCACCGACGGUGAUAAAAUAAGGGUCUUGCCUCAAUGCAACCACAGGUUUCAUGCCGAUUGCAUUGACAAGUGGCUGCUCUCUCACUCUUCAUGCCCUACUUGUCGUCAUAGGCUCAAGUCCAAUGAAGCAGUGCCUUCUCUAGAGCAGAUAGUCACUGCCUAAUCAAAUAAGAAAU
Populus euphratica (Euphrates poplar) is the source of this 891-nucleotide messenger RNA. RefSeq names its product RING-H2 finger protein ATL74-like. Gene Ontology annotation, molecular function: transferase activity. The transcript has a single exon. Gene Ontology annotation, biological process: protein ubiquitination. NCBI's taxonomy places the organism in Eukaryota, Viridiplantae, Streptophyta, Magnoliopsida, Malpighiales, Salicaceae. Bases 273 to 878 code for a protein of 201 amino acids. The record is from RefSeq and is a predicted model, not a curated record.